Messenger RNA from Aedes albopictus (Asian tiger mosquito), 7367 nucleotides. RefSeq lists its product as uncharacterized. The coding region runs from base 626 to 6613 and encodes 1995 amino acids. The transcript is spliced from 3 exons. Gene Ontology annotation, molecular function: nucleic acid binding. Gene Ontology annotation, biological process: DNA integration. Lineage: Eukaryota; Metazoa; Arthropoda; Insecta; Diptera; Culicidae. The record is from RefSeq and is a predicted model, not a curated record.
GACGGCGAACAGCUCUAAUGUUCGAAAAGCCCGAUUGCAUCUCUCGCAUCGAACCUUUCGAACCCAAAUGGAUAACAAAGGAAGAUCGACGUUGCUCAUGUAUCCAAAACAAACGUGCAUGUGGCCAAACGUAUCUCUGCUUAUGCAAUUGAUUUUCUGAAUUUAUUUCUUAUAUUUUGCUUUGUAUAGUCAAAUUAUAUCGGUGAGGUGUAAAAACUAACUGCGCAACCGCCUAAUUUUCUAUACAUGCAGAGAGUUGAUUGAUUGGUUCAAACUAGUGGGACAAAAACACAUUAAAACUUAUUUUUCUAAAACAAUUGAACUAUUAAUGUAAGUAAAACCCACGGUUAUCUCUUAAAAACCUAUAUUUACAUGCAUUAUAUCUUAAAUUAUGUCUUAAAUCUAAACAGUCAAUCCUAACCUAGAAGUUGCGAGCUAAGGGAGAUAUUCAGGUGAAGCAAAUACUGAAGAUUUGUGAGUAAAACUUAGUUUAUUAUACGUUUUUGUAACACUAACACAGAAAUAUAUUUCAGUUAAAGUUGCCCUGAAACUACAGCGUUUGUGGUUCCGCUUCUAAAAAACUCAGUGCCAACAAUCUUUAAAAAUCUUCAUCGAUCCCUUCAGCAUGGCAACUGCGAGAGUGAAUGAUCCACAGGACCAACGAAGCUGCAUGGCCUGCAACCGCCCAGACCACAUCGACGAUAUGGUGGCGUGCGAUGAUUGUAGUGCCUGGUAUCACUACAGCUGCGCGAAAGUUGAUGCUACCGUUAAAACCCAGUUGUGGAAGUGUCAACCCUGUGGCCUCACCCCGAAAACUACUUCGACGACCAACCCGGGAGGCGGUGCUAGCCUGAUCGUGCCCGCCGGAGCUACGAAGAAGACGACAAAAACGGCCGGCAGCAGAGCAAGUACCAAUAAAUCUAAGAAAACGAAUGUCAGUAAGACCGUAAGCGUCUCGUCUAGUGCCAGGGCCCGUCUUGCUUUAGAACUCGAGGUUUUAAACGAACAGCAGAAGUUAGAAGAGCUAGAACUAGAGGAAGAGAAGCAGAUUAGAGCUAGACAGAUUGCCCAGGAGAAAUUGAUUAGAGAUCGCGAGUUAGAGAUAGAGGCGAAAAAGUUGGCGGAAGAAAAGAUAUUUCUCGAAAUGAAAACAGCUGAGGAGUUGAGGUUCCGUAGGAGUCAGAUGGCAAUCAAGAAGAAAUCGUUGGAAGAGAAGGCUAAACUUAUUCGCGAGCAAUCUCAGCGCGGAAGUAGUCGUGCGUCGAGCGUCGGUCAAAGUGAAUCUGAGUUGGGUGCAAAAGUGAACAAGUGGCUUGAAUCUACGGAACAGCAGACAGAGAAAAACCGAGAUAUUCCAUCAGCGAUAAUUGAUACGACGAACGUGAAAUUAGCGAGCUCAUUCGGCAGGCUGGGAUUGAUGAAGCAAGGCAACGAAGAACAACUCGCAGCAUUUGGAGGUGAACCAGAUGGUAAGGAGGACGCAGCUGAGUUUCGUCGCAAUCCGAACGCUAGCACAGAUGAGGCCAACGAUCUACACCAGCGGGCGGUUGGCGACAACGUGCAGAGAAGGAACGAGAAAACAACCGUAUUCUACGAGCAAACGUGCCCACAACUCCAACGAGAUUGUACCGAUAGCGACAAUUUACGCAUAUCGGAUCAAAUGGAACAGGGUCCAACAAAUCGUCAAAUUGCCGCUCGUCAAGUCAUGGGAAAAGAUCUUCCAGUUUUUUCAGGCAACCCAGAAGAGUGGCCAAUAUGGGUCAGCAAUUUUGAAAGAUCUACUGCCACCUGCGGUUUUUCUCAGGAUGAGAAUCUCAUUCGACUGCAACGUUGUCUAAAAGGGCCGGCCCUGGAAAUGGUUCGUGGAAGACUUCUAACGCCAGCUAGUGUUCCGCAUGUAAUAAAGACUCUACAGUUACGCUAUGGUCGACCGGAAACCUUGAUCCGGGCGCUCACUGAAAAGAUCCGGCAUCUUCCACCACCGAGGAUGGACAAUUUGGAGAGUAUCAUCGACUUCGGAAUGGCGGUUGACAACCUUGUUGAGCACCUGAAGACCGCGAAACAAUAUCCGCACCUAAUGAACCCCUCUCUUCUUCAUGAUCUGGUCGGUAAGCUGCCGGUGGACUACAGGAUGAAGUGGGCAGCCUAUAAAGGUGCUAGAGUAGAUGCUGAUCUGAGGACAUUUGGUACAUUCAUGAACUCUAUCGUGGAACUGGCGUUUGACGUUGCGGACGAUCAUCCAACAAGCAAACCAUUCAAACCACAGCCAAGAUCGAAGGACCGCGGUUACGUACAAUCUCAUACAGAAACACCGUGCAUGGAAGAAAAUGCGCUUUUCAACAGCAGUAGUCCAACGGAAAAACCUAAUAAAAGGUCCUGUGUGGUGUGUGGAAUAGAAGGCCAUCGUGUCCAUGAUUGUGACCGAUUCAAAUCUCUAAACGCCGACGAAAGACUGAAAAUUGUCAACCAGAACUCAUUGUGUAGGACCUGCUUGAAUCAACAUGGUAGAUGGCCUUGUAGAACUUGGCAAGGAUGUGGAAUUGCAGGCUGUCGACUGCGACACCAUACGCUUCUACAUACGUCGGCACAGGUCACGCCAGUUGCGGUGUCUACUAGCCACUUGGACCAAAAACAAUUUGCUGAGGGCCCUUGGUUUAGAUUAUUGCCGGUUUCACUCUACGGGCCAAAUGGGAAGAUCGAUAUAUUUGCGUUCAUCGAUGAGGGUUCCCAACUAACGCUACUGGAGGAUGACGUCGCUACCAAACUUGGAAUUUCAGGACCAAGUGAACCACUGCAGCUGCUAUGGACAGGGAAUAUCACGCGCAAUGAAUCCAAAUCUCAACGGCUUCAGGUGGAUAUAACUGGAUCACAAGCAAACCAACAUUUCAAGCUUAUGGACGCUCGCACAGUCGGAAAAUUGAAACUUUCAAAGCAGUCAUUGAGUUAUCGUGGCCUAGCGGCAAAGUAUCCUCAUCUUCGUGGGCUACCCAUGAACGACUAUGAGCAAGUUGCGCCCAAGCUAUUGAUUGGUCUUGACAAUCUGAAACUCACAAUACCACUAAAAAUACGCGAAGGACAUUGGGGUCACCCCAUGGCAGCCAAAUGCCGUUUAGGGUGGAGCAUCUAUGGAGGGUCACCCAGAGAUGUGGGGCCGGUCACUUGUGGGUUUCAUGUUGGAGGAUGGACCAAUCAAGACCAAGAAUUGAACCAGUUAGUUAGAAACUACGUGGCGUUGGAUAAUUCUGGGAUAACAUCGCCGAUUGCUCACCUAGAAUCCGAUGAAGAACGACGCGCAAGGGAAAUAUUGGAAGCGACGACUAGGAGAACUUCCACCGGAUUUCAGACGGGUCUCCUCUGGAAAACGGACAAUGUACAGCUGCCAAACAGCUAUGGAAUGGCCUACAGGCGGCUUCGCAGUUUGGAGAGAAAGCUUCGCGACAACGACCAUCUGUAUGAAUGCGUGCGUACGAUUAUACGUGAUUACUUGGAGAAGCAGUACGCGCACGAAGCCACGAAGGAUGAACUUACCAGCACAAAGCCAGAGAAGUGUUGGUAUUUGCCACUGGGGAUAGUCGUCAACCCUCGGAAAGACAAGGUACGACUGAUCAUGGAUGCAAGAGCGACGGUAGAUGGUGUAUCAUUCAACUCCUCUAUGCUGAAAGGUCCAGACAUGUUGACGUCGUUGCCAGCCGUACUCAGUAACUUCCGGAUGUUCCAGUACGCCUUAGCCGCCGAUAUAAAGGAAAUGUUCCACCGUAUCCAGAUUAGAGAGGAGGAUCGACAAUUCCAAAGGUUUCUUUGGCGAGAUCAGCCGAACGUGGAACCGACUAUAUUCGUGAUGGACGUAGCGAUCUUUGGGUCCACAUGUUCCCCGAGUUCCGCCCAAUAUGUCAAAAACCGCAAUGCACGGGAUUUCGCUGGCAACUAUCCGAAGGCAGCAAAUGCAAUUAUUCGUCACCAUUACGUCGACGAUUACCUUGACAGCUUUGGUACGAUGGAGGAAGCAGUAACAGUCGGACGGGAAGUAAAGCAAAUCCACGCAAAAGGCGGGUUUGAAAUACGGAAUUUCCUGUCCAACAAACCCGAAAUCGCCGAAAGUGUGGGAGCGCAAUCAACAGCAAUGGAGAAGAUAUUCCAAGCAGGAAAGGAAGAAUGUGCUGAAUCCAUCCUCGGUAUGAGAUGGAUUCCUAGUAGUGAUCACUUCACUUACUCUCUCGAACUGCGUGGAAAUCUACAAGCGGUACUGGCUGAUACACACGUUCCCACGAAACGGGAAGUUCUGCGGGUUGUGAUGAGCCUUUUCGAUCCUCUGGGCCUCAUGACAUUCUUUUUAAUACAUGGAAGGAUUCUGAUGCAGGACAUAUGGGCUUCCGGAAUUGGCUGGGAUGACACUGUCAACAACCAUUUGUGUGAACGAUGGAGAAUGUGGUCCGGAUACCUCCCGCAGUUAAACUCGAUCCGCAUCCCUCGUUGCUACUUUGACGGUGCUAACCAGGAAAUGUACUCAACGCUGCAAAUACACGUAUUUGUGGAUGCAAGCGAAUCAGCUUAUUCUAGCUUAGUAUACUUUCGAGUGACAACGCUCAAAGGCGUAGAAACUGUUUUAGUGUCAGCAAAGGCAAAAGUGGCGCCACUUAAGAUGCUUUCAAUUCCUCGAUUGGAGCUCCAGGCGGCUGUACUAGGUACCCGGUUGUUAAGCAGCGUCAUAAAUAUACAUGGUCUUCCCGUAACCAAGCGAGUGCUCUGGACCGACUCUCGAACAGUUCUGGCGUGGAUAAAUUCCGAUCAUCGCAAGUAUCAUCAGUUUGUAGGCUUUCGUGUAGCAGAAAUCUUGUCUACGACGGAGGUUGAUGAAUGGCGCUGGAUUCCUACCAAAUCAAAUGCAGCAGACCUUGCAACAAAGUGGGGAAAUGGACCCGACUUAAGUGGAAACAGUGUUUGGUUCCGUGGGCCAGAAUUCCUACACCAGCCGGAGGAUAUGUGGCCACAACAGCAGCAAGAUUCUUUCCCGACUUUAGAAGAAAUCAGAUCCUGCAAUACUCAUGCUUCUGUGUCGCACCAGGUCGUAGAUGCGGCUCGUUUUAGUCGUUGGGAGCGGCUCCACCGAACUUUAGGAUACGUUCAUCGGUUCAUCGACAAUAUUAAGCGGAGACAACAAGGUUUUCCGCUGGAAUUGGGUGGUCUUACCCAAACUGAAUUGAUAACAGCCGAACGAAGUGCGUGGAAGCAAGCGCAAAACGAAUACUACCCGGAAGAAUUGGAAGCUCUUGGACAGGAGAAUUGUACUACGGUGACCAAAUCAAGCAAGAUCUACAAGCUGUGCCCUUUUCUGGAUGAGUUUGGCAUACUUCGCAUGCAGGGCCGUCUGGAUCUAGCUCCGCAUGUACCAUACGAAGCAAAGUUCCCAACAAUACUUCCGCAACAAUCAGCCAUCACAAGCCUGCUGGUAGAUUGGUUUCAUCGCCGGUAUAGACACGCAAAUCGAGAAACGGUAAUCAAUGAAAUGAGGCAACAAUAUCAAAUACCAAAAAUGCGGGCGUUAGUGGCGAAGGUAUCAAAGAACUGUAUGCGGUGUCGCCUGUGGAAAUCUAUGCCUGCAUCGCCAGUAAUGGCUCCAUUGCCAAAGGUACGCCUUACUUCAUUUAUACGACCCUUCACGUAUGUAGGCCUCGACUACUUCGGUCCAGUACUGGUGAAACAAGGUCGGAGCAAUGUGAAAAGGUGGAUCGCGUUGUUCACAUGUCUGAGCAUUCGUGCCGUCCACAUGGAAGUGGUCCACUCCCUCUCAACCGAGUCCUGCAUCCUGUCGAUACGUAGAUUUGUCACUCGCCGAGGUGCGCCAGUGGAAAUAUACAGCGAUAAUGGAACCAAUUUCCAUGGUGCUAACAACAAACUGCAGCAACAGAUCGCGGAGCGUAACCAGACACUUGCCGCAGUCUUCACCAACACUAAUACAAAAUGGUCUUUCAAUCCACCUGGAGCUCCUCAUAUGGGGGGAGUAUGGGAGCGAAUGGUCCGUUCUGUAAAGACGGCCAUCGGUACUUUCCUCGAAGCUACAAGGAAACCCGACGAUGAAACUUUCGAAACUGUUAUCAUCGAAGCGGAAGGAAUAAUAAAUUCACGGCCAUUGACGUACAUCCCCAUAGAUUCUGCCGAUCAGGAGUCCCUUACCCCCAACCAUUUUUUGCUGGGGAGUUCCAGUGGGGUCAAGCAACUGUCGGUAUUACCAACGGAGUAUCGGGCGACCCUGAGGAGUAGCUGGAAGUUGGCCCGGCAUUUGGCCGAUGGAUUUUGGAGAAGGUGGCUCAAAGAGUACUUGCCUGUAAUAUCGCGGCGGUCCAAAUGGUUCGAAGGAGUGAAGGAUAUUGCAGUAGGCGAUUUGGUGCUUGUAGUGAAUGGAGCCGUUCGUAACCAAUGGACAAGAGGACGUAUUGAGAAGGUAGUGCCAGGUGCGGAUGGAAGGAUCCGCCAAGCAUGGGUACGGACAGCUGGAGGAUUACAUCGUCGCCCGGCGGUGAAUUUGGCGCUGCUCGACGUCGCUGAACAUGGUGAACCUGGACUAGGACAUCGUAGCCGUUCACGGGAGGGGGAAUGUGACGGCGAACAGCUCUAAUGUUCGAAAAGCCCGAUUGCAUCUCUCGCAUCGAACCUUUCGAACCCAAAUGGAUAACAAAGGAAGAUCGACGUUGCUCAUGUAUCCAAAACAAACGUGCAUGUGGCCAAACGUAUCUCUGCUUAUGCAAUUGAUUUUCUGAAUUUAUUUCUUAUAUUUUGCUUUGUAUAGUCAAAUUAUAUCGGUGAGGUGUAAAAACUAACUGCGCAACCGCCUAAUUUUCUAUACAUGCAGAGAGUUGAUUGAUUGGUUCAAACUAGUGGGACAAAAACACAUUAAAACUUAUUUUUCUACAACAAUUGAACUAUUAAUGUAAGUAAAACCCACGGUUAUCUCUUAAAAACCUAUAUUUACAUGCAUUAUAUCUUAAAUUAUGUCUUAAAUCUAAACAGUCAAUCCUAACCUAGAAGUUGCGAGCUAAGGGAGAUAUUCAGGUGAAGCAAAUACUGAAGAUUUGUGAGUAAAACUUAGUUUAUUAUACGUUUUUGUAACACUAACACAGAAAUAUAUUUCAGUUAAAGUUGCCCUGAAACUACAGCGUUUGUGGUUCCGCUUCUAAAAAACUCAGUGCCAACAUGCUCAGAAGACUAAGAUUUUUCGCAUAGGAUAUAUUUUUUUUAUUUUUUUUAAAGAGAAAUCUAGAAUUUCAAGUUUCUGAUGUAGUUACAAAGAUAUUGAGUAUCAAAAUUGAGUAAAGCUGAAAAAUGUAAUUUUCGCAAAAAAAACAACACAUAAUUUCAAAUCGAUAUUUUCU